Messenger RNA from Hansenula ciferrii, 681 nucleotides. It is a transcript of the gene YRA1, whose product is annotated as RNA-binding protein YRA1. The transcript is spliced from 2 exons. Gene Ontology annotation, cellular component: nucleus. Gene Ontology annotation, biological process: mRNA export from nucleus. The record is from RefSeq and is a predicted model, not a curated record. Gene Ontology annotation, molecular function: mRNA binding. Lineage: Eukaryota; Fungi; Ascomycota; Saccharomycetes; Phaffomycetales; Wickerhamomycetaceae. The coding region runs from base 1 to 681 and encodes 226 amino acids.
AUGUCCGCUUUAGACCAAUCCUUAGACGAAAUCCUGUCCUCAAAACCAAAGAGACAAUUCAACAAGAAGAAAGCUCCAGUCGCUAAGGCUAGAGUCGGUAAACAAGUUGGUAAACAAGCUGGUAAACCUGUCAAGAAGACCCCAACCGGUCCUGCUCCAAAAAGAGAUUCUUCAGUUUUAGACGCUUCUUACGCUAAUAAAGUCGUUGUCUACCACUUACCAAGAGAUAUCAAACAAGACGCUAUCAAGGAUUUUUUUGCAUCUCAAGUUGGUGGUGUUGCAAGUGUUGGUUUAUCAUAUAAUGAAAAAGGUCAAUCAAAAGGUAUUGCUACAAUUAUUUUCAAAUCAGCAGCUAAUGCAUCAAAAGCUGUUGAAAAAUACAAUGGUGCUCCAAUUGAUGGUGGAUCACAAAAAUUAAAAUUAGAAUUAAUUAUUGAUCCAACUAAAAGACCAUUAAGUUCAAGAAUUGCUGCUAAUGUUCCAACAACUCAACCAAAAGGUCCAAAAGGUUUAAAAGCUGGUUCUAAGAAAGGUGGUGAAAAAACUAUUUCAACUUCAAAUAAACCAAAUCAAAAUGGUGCUAAAAAACAAGCUAAUAAACCAAAGAAUAAAAAACCAGCCAAAAAGACACUUGAAGAAUUAGAUCAAGAAAUGUCUGAUUAUUUUGAAAAGAAAGAUUAG